AUGGUUUGGGCUGGAAUAUGGCUCGGAGGGCGUACAAAACUUGUUAUUAUGGAGCGUGACUUUUCAGAAGGACAGCGAGGUCGCGGAGGUGGUUAUACAACGAAAUCCUACCUAAAAGCGCUUGAAGAAGGGUUUAUUGAACACUAUGAGCCUGGAACUAUAUUUCAGCAAGAUAACGCUAAAAUCCACCGCUCCUAUGUUGCUCAGCGAUGGUUUGAACGUCAUGGUAUAAACGUUAUGGAAUGGCCGCCACGCUCGCCAGAUCUCAACCCUAUUGAACCCGUGUGGCGUAUGCUCAAACAUUGGAAGCUCUUUAGGGAGUGUAUAUCGGAGGCCUGGGAUGCGCUAGAUCAAAAUAAAAUUGAUAGUAUAAUUAGAUCGAUGCCUCAGCGUAUAAGCGAGACUCGUAAGGCACGUGGCUACUAUACUCGGUUUUAG
Messenger RNA from Penicillium waksmanii, 438 nucleotides. RefSeq lists its product as uncharacterized. The record is from RefSeq and is a predicted model, not a curated record. Lineage: Eukaryota; Fungi; Ascomycota; Eurotiomycetes; Eurotiales; Aspergillaceae. Bases 1 to 438 code for a protein of 145 amino acids. Gene Ontology annotation, molecular function: nucleic acid binding. The transcript has 2 exons.